CAUCCCGAUUUCGCCGCCCAUCCACUCCCUUCCGAACCAAACAUUUUAUUUUUUAACAAAAGGGAAUACGGAGCGAAGGUCCCUCUUUCUCUCUCACUCACUUUGUCCCCUCUCUGCCGGAAUCUUCCCUCAUGGACAUCCGCCGGAGACCUCACAAACCCGACGUCGACCACUCCCACCCCCACCACCACCUUCAGCGGAAGGCUUCGGCCGCCGUUGAUCGGUCUCCGUCACCUACCCCUAAGGCCUCUGAUGCUCUCCCGCUCCCUCUUUACUUGACUAACGGCAUUUUCUUCACCCUCUUCUUCUCCGUUGCCUACUACCUUCUCAUCCGCUGGCGCGACAAGAUCCGCAAUUCUACCCCUCUCCAUGUCGUUACUUUCUCCGAACUCGCCGCCAUUGUCUCCCUCAUCGCCUCUUUCAUUUAUCUCCUCGGCUUCUUCGGAAUUGACUUUGUCCAGUCCUUCAUUGCUCGUGCCUCUCACGACGCUUGGGAUGUCGAAGGCGAGAGUGACCCCCGCUUCAUUAUCGAUGAGGAUCGCCGACAUGCCCCUUGCCAGGCCUCCCUCGAUUGCGUCGUCCCCACUCCCACUGCCGUCUCUAAAGUAAUGGAUCUUCACCCGAUUCCUCUUCCCUCCGAAGAGGACGAACAACUCGUACAAAAGGUUGUUUCCGGUGAAGUCUCAUCCUACUCGCUGGAAUCCAGGCUCGGUGAUUGUUACAAAGCAGCGUUCAUUCGCCGUGAGGCAGUGCAGAGACUGACUGGGAGGUCUCUUUCCGGUCUACCACUGGAAGGAUUGGAUUACGAAUCAAUUCUGGGGCAGUGCUGUGAAAUGCCAGUCGGAUAUGUCCAGAUCCCUGUUGGCGUUGCUGGGCCACUGUUGCUCAACGGCUGUGAGUACACUGUGCCUAUGGCGACAACGGAAGGGUGUUUGGUCGCCAGUACCAACAGAGGUUGCAAAGCCAUAUAUGCUUCUGGGGGAGCGACUUGUGUUCUUAUGAGAGAUGCUAUGACUAGAGCUCCUGUAGUGAGGUUUGCGACGGCAAAGAGGGCGACGGAUUUGAAGUUCUUCUUGGAGGAUCCUCUUAAUUUUGAGACCUUGGCAAUGGUUUUCAACGGAUCGAGCAGAUUUGCUAGACUUCAAACUAUUAAGUGCUCAAUUGCUGGGAAAAAUCUUUACAUAAGAUUAAGCUGCAGCACUGGUGAUGCAAUGGGGAUGAAUAUGGUGUCUAAAGGUGUUCAGAAAAUCCUGGAUUUUCUUCUAAAUGAGUUCCCAGACAUGGAGGUUGUUGGUAUCUCUGGAAAUUUCUGCUCUGAUAAAAAACCUGCUGCUGUCAACUGGAUUGAAGGGCGUGGAAAGUCAGUUGUCUGUGAGGCAACCAUUCCUGAGGAAGUGGUGAAGAAAGUGCUAAAAACCACUGUUACUUCCCUUGUAGAGCUUAACAUGCUUAAGAACCUUACUGGCUCUGCUCUUGCUGGUGCUCUUGGUGGUUUUAAUGCACAUGCUGCCAAUAUUGUGUCUGCGAUUUUCAUAGCUACUGGACAGGAUCCAGCACAAAAUGUAGAAAGUUCUCACUGCAUUACUAUGAUGGAGGCUGUGAAUGAUGGGAAGGAUCUUCAUGUCUCUGUGACCAUGCCUUCCAUUGAGGUUGGCACCAUUGGCGGAGGGACUCAGCUUGCUUCUCAAUCUGCUUGCCUAAACAUGCUGGGUGUGAAAGGUGCAUGCAGAGAAUCACCAGGGUCAAACUCAAGGCUCCUGGCAACCAUUGUUGCUGGUUCAGUCAUGGCCGGGGAACUGUCAUUGAUGUCUGCUAUUGCAUCUGGUCAGCUUGUCAAGAGUCAUAUGAAAUACAAUAGAUCAAGCAAGGAUGUGACUGAAGUGCCGGAUGAGUUGUUAACGCAAAUGGAGUGUGAAAAGAGUGUGUGAAUCUGUAGGUAGAUACAGGUAAGUGAGCAGGCAUUUGGCAUGUGAAGCAAGAAAAAGUUGCACCCAAUUAUUAUUCUGUGUACCUGAUAGAAGAAGCUACCCUACUGACUUGUGGCCAUAUAUUGCGAUCACAAGCAGUGUAGUAUCUGUAUCAUUCUGUCUGCAUAGUCAAUUAUCGUCUUUAUUUUCUGUUGGUUUUAACUUUUAAAUGUAAUUGGUGGUUGGUAACUUGGUACUAUAUUCUUUGGGAAGAUGCUUUGCAAGGUUAUUAUUGUUUGUUCUC
Molecule: messenger RNA, 2211 nt
Organism: Ipomoea triloba (trilobed morning glory)
Lineage: Eukaryota; Viridiplantae; Streptophyta; Magnoliopsida; Solanales; Convolvulaceae
Product: 3-hydroxy-3-methylglutaryl coenzyme A reductase 1-like
Exons: 4
Coding region: 132-1928 (598 amino acids)
Biological process (GO): isoprenoid biosynthetic process; coenzyme A metabolic process; sterol biosynthetic process
Cellular component (GO): endoplasmic reticulum membrane; peroxisomal membrane
Molecular function (GO): hydroxymethylglutaryl-CoA reductase (NADPH) activity; protein binding
Source: RefSeq, a predicted model, not a curated record